This is a messenger RNA of Penicillium vulpinum, 261 nucleotides long. The record is from RefSeq and is a predicted model, not a curated record. NCBI's taxonomy places the organism in Eukaryota, Fungi, Ascomycota, Eurotiomycetes, Eurotiales, Aspergillaceae.
AUGGCCUUGAGAUACCUGAGCUCAGAAGCGACGCUUCGGGCUAUAGCUAUAACCAUUAGUCCGACUUGUCUGCGUAUCGAUCAAAAAAGUCCAAAAAUAUCUAAAGGAACAAAAACAUACAACAGUGAGGAUUCGCUGGUGGUCACCCACCCAACUACUAACUCACCGGCGUGUGGCUUAAGUACGGCUGAGCGGACGGGAAGCCCUGUUUUCCACACCCUAUGGUCGUAUGUGCUUGAUAUAAGCUGGAGAGGCUUAUAA